AUGAGCUGCGAUAGUAUGGAACUGUCAUCGGAUUCUGACCUGUCCGAAAUUUUUGGAGAAAUUAGAUACAAAAGUAAAAAUCAAAAUACAUACAAAAAGAGACGCCUACUGUCAAGGAGCUCGGAAUCUGAUUCUGAAAACAUUGAGGAAUUAUCAGACAUCGAUCCGCGGCAAUUUCUUUGGAGCGCACAAAAUUUGGCUCCAAAAGAAUUAAAGCAAAUAUUGACGAUAAAUCUUUUCUUUUCCGAAAAUAUGAUUGAACAUAUUGUAAGAGAAAGCAAUAAUUAUUAUACCACGAAAACUAUACGCAAUAGGCAUUCACGAUUGAAGUAUAUACCUUCAAAACAAAGUAGAUUUGGAAUCAAGUCGUAUGUUAUCCGUGACUGUUAUACUGGAUAUAUCCAAGAUUUUAUUGUCUAUUGUGGAGCGCGCACGGAUAUAAUUAACAAUAAUGAUUUAGCAGAAAUUGGCAAAUCAGGAAAUAUUGUCAAGACGCUGAUGGAACCAUAUUUAAAUAAAUGUCAUGUUUUGGUCACCGAUAACUGGUACUCAAGCCCGGCAUUAUUUUCGCUGCUACAUCAUAAUAAGACAAAUGCAUUUGGAACCGUGAAGAAAACCAAACGUGGAAUGGCUAAUAUAUCUAAUAAAUUAUGCAAAGGCGAAAUUGCAUUUCAGUCUACGGAUAAACUGUUAGCACUAAAAUGGAUGGACAAAAAAGAAGUGCUAAUGUUAUCAAGCUAUCAUUCUGCUGAGUAUACAGAAACAAAAAGAAAUGAUGUUAAAACACCAAUACUAAAACCAAGUGUCAUAGUAGACUAUAAUCGCGUUAUGGGAGCAGUCGAUAAAACCGAUAUGAUUUUAAAUUCCAUUAAUACUGUUCGUAAAACUAAAACUCUGAAAUGGUAUAAGAAAUUCUUUUUCCACAUGCUGGACCUUUCGAUUUACAAUGCUUACAUACUCUACAAAAUUACGUCCAAAAAGAAUAUAACAUUAGCGAAAUUUCAUUUACGUCUCAUUCGAGAAAUUCUACUUAAAUGUCCAAAUGAAAAUAUAUGUAGCAAUAAGUCUGGAGGCCAAACUGCAUCCAAAGAUAAUCUCUUACGACUGGUUUCAAGACAUUUUCCAUCCAAUAUACCAAUCCCACAAGAAAGUGGCAGAACGGUCGGCGGAAAUAUGUGGUUUGCAGCAAACACAAAAAGCGAACCGAAACUCGAUUCGAAUGUAAAGACUGUAACGUUGGAUUAUGUAUUGAACCCUGCUUUAAAUUAUAUCAUACAAAGGAAAAUUAUUAAAAAUUGUCAAAGAUUAUCUAAGAUUAUUAAAGAUUGUAAAAGAUUACUAAAAUUGUUAUUAUUAUUGAUAUUAUUGUUUGAUCGGUGUGCCGGCCAGCCGCCUCAAGGAAAUGACCAGCAAAAUCGGCUCCGCACACCGCGUUAGGAACGACUCGCGUAUCGUGUUGUCCGCGCGGUCGAUCUUCCACCGUCACGCCGGCUGCCUAUAGCGCAAUUUAUUUCUGAGCGAAAGGGUUAACAAGGAUAGACACCCCAUUUUUCAUGUCUCAUAUUUUUCAUAUUUUCAGACUCACCUGAUCCCUUUACUACACAUUACAUAUCAGUUCAGUCUGAAAAACGGUAAAAUGCACAACUAAAAACUGCGAUCUUCUAUUUAGAUAGAUAUAAUUUGCCGACGAGUAUUUGAGAGUCAGUAUCACAGACACUAUGAUCGAUUCUGGUCAGUGUGUAGAAAUAAAAUCUAAACAGAUAAAAUCUAACAGAGUCCAGAAGAUAGAAGUAAGAUCAGGUAUAAAAAUUUAUGACUAUAACAUUAGAUUAUUAGUUUAUCUUUAAUUUUAACGCUUUAUUUGCUUGAAAUAACGAAGUUUUAAAGUCGGAAACAUAAGCUGCAUUAUAAAAAAAAAAAAAUGUGUAUACUAAAUUGCGGUUUAAUAAAUCGUAAUUCAAUAAAUAUUAUUACUUUUCAUCAUUUUUGUAAAAGAAGAUGCUUGUCAACAGUUAUCGGUUAGAAUUUAACCAUUAGAUGAAGAUAUAGAAUUAAAAGGAAAAUAUGUGUAUAGUGUGCAUUUCAGAAAAUAGUUUUCUAUAAUUUCCGGUUUAUUCGAGAAAAAUACCUAAGAUUUAUUACUGAAUCGAAAUAGUAAAUGAUAUUAAUGGAAAUAAUGUUCUUAAUACAGAUGUAGUAUUUAAAAAAGACAAAGUACUGGAAAAACGGAGAAAAAUAAAUAUAAUAUUCUUCACUUAUAAUGUAAAUCAUAAAAUGUAAAUCAUUAAAUAGAUUACAAAAUAAACUUUCCUCAGGCAAUAUAUAGAUGAUACGAGCCUGAAGAAAGCUAUUAAAGUAUCUGAUUUUGUUUUUACUUUUAUAAUAAUGUUAUUAUUUAGAAUUUUGUGAGAAUUUACACAAAAACAGCAAAAAAUAUGAGUAG
Molecule: messenger RNA, 2443 nt
Organism: Heterotrigona itama
Lineage: Eukaryota; Metazoa; Arthropoda; Insecta; Hymenoptera; Apidae
Source: the annotation of a GenBank genome assembly